GGAAGACUAGACAGUCUGUUUAUCGUCUGCACUUUUUCUCUGUUCUCUGUAAUGGAUGUUCUGUGCAAUGGAUGUACUCGUUGAAAUACGUACAUAGAGGAAAAAUGCGAUUAGUAUUCUAAUUUUUGUUUCACAAGCAGAACACCAGCUGUUUCAAUUUACAAUGGUGUGUAUGUGUGGCUUCGCUCUGUAAAGUGAGCAGCUCGAAAACUGAUCACAGCGUCCACAAGAAGAUGCCUUGUAGAUUAUUAAGCGGUUACCAUAUCUCAUCCACCUUGGAUAAGAUGCGAGCUUAGAGCAUUAGAAGCGACCCGCUACGGUUGGUUAUUAUUUUAUAACUUGCCUUCUUAUGAUUGUGCGCGCUGAUAAUGCGCGUUCCUGUUGCUAGGAGCCGUCGCGCUGGGGCUGUGGGAGUGCAACCCUGAAAUUAAUCAGCCGCUCAAAGAAAUUCAAUCGCGCCUAGAAACUGCCGGCACCUGAAGCGCGCUGAACACACAAUGGAAGAUAAACAAUUUGAAGGAGCUCCGUUUGGAACUCAGAAAGCCAGGUUUGAUGUGUAUGGUGUUCACCCAGACAAUAAGUUGCAAGGCAGUUACACUGAAAUACCAUAUGAUAAGAGGGCCAUCAGCGGACCGGAAGCAAGGCUAGGGCCUGCAUAUUACGAUGUGGACACAGGGGAUUUCAGUGCUAGGAUUGUUGCCGAGAAAGCAUCAGGGCCGGGUUGGGCAAGGGAAAAGGAAAUGGAACGCUUUGCUCAAACACCACAGUUAUUCUAUAAAGAACAAAAGCAAAAACAGAAGUUCUUGGAAAUUAAUCGUGGUCCAGGUAAAUACGAGGUCCCACAUUUUCUUGACUUACUGGCAAAGAAGAAUAUUGGAAAGAGAGGUAUUUUUGGCACUAGAGAAGAACGAUUUAAAAAGCAACAAAGUAUUAUUAGCCCGGGCCCUGGUUCAUAUGGAAAAGGAGGGAUUCCAAUGGCUGUGCUGGAGGAAAAAGCGAAUAAAUCCGCAGGACUACGGGGAAUGAUGGAUUCAAACAGUACAAAGAGCCGAUCCCUUGAAGCAAUGGGCUGCGAAUUGUCACCAAACACCUAUAAAAUUGAAAGUGGAUUGGACAAACUUUUGCGGCAAGUGGUCAGUAAACGUGGCCCCUAUGAUCUCUUUACAGGCGAGAGAGGUGAACGGAUAAAAUCGGGCCACCGUGCAACGAACCCACUAAACCUCAGCCCUGGAAUGUAUAACAUCAGAUCAUUUACUGAUAGCCUUUGGAGUACUGAAAAGAAAAACCAGGGGAAAUUCAGGACGGCAAAACAGUACCCGUUUCCUCCAGUGGAGAGAAUAUACUUCAGCACAGCAAACCUGUUUCGGCAACCAGUUGGUGACUACGGCUUUUAUGAUGUGAAGCAACUCUCCAAACCAGAAAAUCAAAAUCCGCCUCCCUUUUUGUCAUCCACAAGCCGGGCUGGUCAUAUGCCUGUGAAAAUGCUCACCUUUAACCCUAACAAUGUUGGUGUUGGUCGCUAUGACCCCACUAAAUAUGACCCAAAAUCUGGGGCUACUUAUAAAUCAUGUUUCCUGUCCAAAACGCAGCGAACACUGAACAACUUGGAAAGGAACAAACAUAUGGAGGAGCGGCUAAGGAGCACAAACUCGUCAAAUCCAGAUGAAGUGAACUGAAAUAAUCUUUUUGAAAAACCAUCUCCAAUAACCAGUUCUGUAAGAAUGAAAUAAAGGACUCAGAAUUUCAAGGCAAACAUAAUUUGAUCUAUUGUCUUAAUAUAAAGAAUACAAUGCUUUAGUAAUUGGUUUACAUUUGUUACUUAGUCAUCGAGUAGUACAGCAAGGAAACAGUCCCUUUUGUCCAACUCAUCCAUGCUGACCAAGAUGCUCAUCUAAGAAAGUCCCAUUUGCCCGCAUUUGGCCCAGAUCCCUUUCCGAUCCAUGAAACUGUCUAAGUAUCUUUUUAAAUUAUAUCAUAGUACUUGCCUCAGCUAUUUCUCCUGGCAGCUCAUUCCAUAUACCAACCAUCCUCCGAGUGAAAAGGUUGUCCCUUAGGGUUCUUUUAAAUCUUGCCCCUCUUACCGUAAAUCUAUGUCCUCUGGCUCUUGAUUCCUCUAGCCUGGGUAAAAGACCUUAUCUUUUGCCCUCAUCAUUUAUACUUUUCCCCAACCUUUCCCCAUAGCUCAGGCCCUCAAGUCCCAGCAACACCCUCGUAUAUAUCUUCUCUGCUCUCUUUCCAGCUUAAUAACUUCCUUCUAGAGCAAGGUGACCAAAACUGAACAUAGUACUCCAAAUGCAGCCUCACCAAUGUCUUGUACAGUUAACAUAAUGUCCCAACUUCUAUAUUGAUUGCCAUAUUUGAU
Molecule: messenger RNA, 2362 nt
Organism: Leucoraja erinaceus (little skate)
Lineage: Eukaryota; Metazoa; Chordata; Chondrichthyes; Rajiformes; Rajidae
Product: lymphocyte expansion molecule-like
Exons: 10
Coding region: 498-1676 (392 amino acids)
Source: RefSeq, a predicted model, not a curated record